This is a messenger RNA of Branchiostoma belcheri (Belcher's lancelet), 2796 nucleotides long. Its product is annotated as PDZ domain-containing protein 8-like. Gene Ontology annotation, molecular function: protein binding; lipid binding. The coding region runs from base 190 to 2796 and encodes 868 amino acids. The transcript has 20 exons. Gene Ontology annotation, biological process: mitochondrial calcium ion homeostasis. Gene Ontology annotation, cellular component: mitochondria-associated endoplasmic reticulum membrane contact site. NCBI's taxonomy places the organism in Eukaryota, Metazoa, Chordata, Leptocardii, Amphioxiformes, Branchiostomatidae. The record is from RefSeq and is a predicted model, not a curated record.
AUGGCUUCGCCCAAAAUGGCGGCGAAAAUUUUUAUUUUUUGCAGACGAACAAUUUUUAAUCGUGAAAAUUAACAAGACUUCCGACGAUUCAGCCCAAAGUAGAACUAGACGGCAUAUUUCAUUGUGCUGCUUAGAUGCUGAGGUGAAAAUUUAAACGCAGCUCAGUAGUGAGCGUCACAACAUUCCGCCAUGUUGCUGACUGUGGUGAUCAUGUCCAUGGUACUGGGGGCUGUGGUCCUGCUGAUGGUACAGGGACUUCUGGCCUACUGGUACCUGAAGAGGCAGCCGGUAGCAGAGAAACCCAAGAACGAACAGUACGAGAAAGCCAGGCUACAUGAGAACCUUGAGAACCUUCUCCAGGACCUUCAGCCGGACCAGACACGGAAGAAGUCGUCCGAGUCGUGUGAGUGGUUUAACCUGAUCCUGGCCUUCCUGUUCCGCGAGCUGAAGGACACGGGCAGGAUCCGGCGCUGGGUCAACAAGAAGCUGAGCGUGGAGUUCGCCGAGCUGGUGCAGAGCAAGACGGCAGGGAGGGUCAUGGAGAGAAUCAGGCUGAGAGACUACUCCUUUGGUACCACCUUCCCCAUUGUUGAGAAGGCAACUAUCAUGGAUGUUAAGCAGUCCAAAGAUGGCAUGCCUGAGACCAUAGACAUUGCCCUUGAUGUUGACUACAAGGGCGGGUUCCGCCUGGCUGUGGAUGUUGACCUUGUGUUUGGGAGAACAGCCUACCUGUCUGUCAAGGUCACUAAGCUGAAAGGUCGCGUCCGACUGCAGUUCAGCAGAGAACCCUUCUCCCAUUGGUCCUUCUCUUUCUAUGAGGAACCAGAGCUGGACUUUGAUGCCCAGUCCCAGUUUGGCAGCCGAGUCUUCCCCCAGUUAACCUCCAUCAUUAUUAACCAGAUCCGGCGCUCUGUCCGUAAGAAGCACACCCUGCCGUACUACAAGCUGCGUUUCAAGCCGUUCUUUGACUACCAGGAGCAGCUGAACGCUCCUGACGACGUCUAUCUCCAUGACAACAAGGUCACGGUGGGUCAGCUGGAGGUCACCAUCGUGGAGUGUAGCCGUCUCCCACGGGUGUUCCAGGAUUGUGUGGUGUACUGCACACUCUGUAUAGAUGAGUCGACCUGGAACCAGUGGACGGGGAAAAAACGGUCCUUCUGGUUUGCCCAGGAUGUGGAGCUGGCAAAGGGAGAGUCCAAAACUCUGGGCAUCGCCUUCAGAGAUGAGCCCAUUGAAGGUUCCAUGUACCAGCAGGUGGUGGUGGACAGGAUCGACCCCAACACUCCUGUCAGCAGGGUGGACAUCCAAAAGGGUGACAUCCUGCUGACAGUGGGAGGAGUCAGAGUCAUGAACGUCAGUCAUGCAGCCAAACUCAUCCGGCAGGCAGGCGACAAGAUGGUGUUGCGGAUCGAGCGUCACCUUUCUCACAACGUCACCUCCGAUGCUCUGCAAGGUCCGCAUCAGACCUACGAGGAGGACACGGUCAGCCUGAAGGGAAUGGACGCGCUGGACAUCGACCACGACAACUUCCCCGACUCUGACUCCGAAACCGAAGAGUACAUCAACAUCAGCAUCAAGAACCCUGCCGCGGAGGGGAGGGGCAUUUCCAGCAGAACAGCACAGCAGAAGUCUUCUCCGUCCAAAACUAAGGCGAACAUCUCUCCGCUGCUGAGUCGCAAGUUUGGCCUGGGCGGCAGUCAGCAGUCGCCGACUUCCUCCCCCAUCAGGGACCCUGGUGUGAAACCUGCCGUGGAUGAUGCAGACAAAGCGAGGGACACCGCUCACGGAGCAGGCAUUCCUGCCAUCACUGUCACACGAGAGGCCCUUGGAACUCCACGAGGAAGGUCGCACUCAGAUGGGAGUGAGCCGCUCCACGACGUGGCCCUGACUGAUCCUCUUCAUGGAGUGUUUACAGGAGGGGAUGCAGACACCACCGCGGCCUCGCACACUUUCCACGCUGAGGAGGACGCCACCAAGAUCGAGACCAGGGCGACCAGUCCGGUUACUGCUUCUCAAGAACUGUCCUGGGAUGAGACGUUCAUAUUUGACAUUGAGGACGAAGACAAGUACCUGAACAUCUGCAUCUGGGCCAAAGGAGUGGAGAAGGGAGACAAGGAAGAACUCAUCGGACAUGUGAGCAUCUCCCUGAUGGAUGUGGCCCUGCAGUGUCUGACCACCCUGUCUGGGGAGUACCAGAACUGUUACCUGCUGGAACCACCUGAGAUCAGAGCUGCUGCCAGUCGUCACCUCGGUCGUUCCGGCUUGGCGACCCACCCCGGCUUUAACGCUCGUCUGUGCGGAGGUGACGUCACGCUGCGUUUCCACCACACGCCCAGCAUCCAGUGCCACAUAGAGGGGGAUCAGCAGACGGACACCAAGAAGACGCCGGGUUCCUGCCGGACACAGCCCAUCCGACGCAAGUCUGCCUCCGCCCUGGGCAUAGCAGGGCUGGGCUCAGGACUCAGCAUACAGACUGUGAAACAUGAAUUUGAAGAGAAGCAAUUUACAUCUAGGGACACAAGAUGUGACUACUGCAUGAAAAAGGUUUGGACCAAAGUUGCUGCCCAAUGUAGACUGUGUUCCUAUAUCUGCCAUAAGAAGUGUAUUGAGAAGUGUCAAGCUGUGGCAAACUGCUCCAAGGUAUUUCUCCUGCAGAGAAUUGAAAAACAGCCCCGACAGCGCUCCUCUCCCCUGCAUGCCCGUAAGCCGACCACCCUGCACACCGUGGGCAGUGCCCCUCAACUGGUGCCAAAUGCCGGCACCACACAUCAUGCCUCUCCGGUAUUGACAACAUGA